AUGGAUUUUAUUGGAGACAUUGUAGAACAUGAAGUUGGUGCACCAGUUGCACCUUCUGCCACUCAAGUUGAAGGUUUCCCUAAAAGAGUAAAGAAGGAAUCUAGAUGGAAACUGAGAAUGAAGAAGAGAGAUGAUUCAGAAGAUGCACAUCCAUUACCAAAAAAGAUUACUAAGCAACUUAGUGAGUCAGAGAAGAUUCACGAGGAGAAUAUGAAGAAGAUAAGUCAAAUGACUGAAGGAGAAAUUGCUAAUGAAAGAGAUGAAUUAUUGGAAUCAUUAGAUCCAAAUUUAGUGAAGAGUUUACUUAAAAGAGUGGAGAAGAGACAAAAGCAUGAACAUGAGAACCAUACACACGCUGAGGGACAUGAUGGAUGGAUUGGAGGUGACAAAGAGGGCAAUCUUAGCCUACCAUCAUUGGACCUGGCUGAUGUAGACCUAGCUUUGGGUAUCAAUCAAUUAAAUAUUGCAGAUGACAUUUCUGCUGACAAAGAAGAUGCGAAAAAGGUUCGAUUUGAUGAUGUAGCCACAAUCAAGUAUGAAGACCUAGAUGACGAUGUGGAACUCGACCCUAAUGGUUGGGAGGAUGUAGAAGAUGUCAAUGAUUUGUUCCCCGGUGCUGCUAGUGGACUUGAUGAAGUUGCUGACAAGGGUUACCAAUUAGUUGAAGAUGAAGAAGAUGAAGAAAAACUUGGAGUUCAUUUUCCUAAACCUAUAACCACCGAAGAUCAAGAACUUGAUUUGAAUGAUCCUGAGUUUUAUAAUAAGUUACACGAGAAGUAUUAUCCCGAUUUACCUAAGGAAACCAAUAAACUUUCCUGGAUGACUACUCCAAUGCCUCGCACAACAUCAACUACAUAUGAAUCGAUUGGAGAUAUGAGAUUUGACUUUAAGGGUAAUUUGGUUGAAUUGAACGAAGAUGAGGACAAGAAUGGAGCACCAACAUACCUUGGACUUCACCAUCACUCUGAAAACCCACACCUUGCUGGCUACACUUUGGCUGAAUUGGCACAUCUUUCAAGAUCAGUGGUACCUGGUCAACGAUGUGUUUCAAUCCAAGUACUUGGUAGAGUGUUGCAUAAAUUAGGUUUGCACAAGUAUAACAUUUUACCAGUCAGUGAAGAUCCUCAAGAUGCAGAGUUUAACGAGAGUAUUAAGGAAGUAUUAGAAAAUUUUGAAAAGAUGAUGUGGGAUUUAAUAGAAGAAUUGAGAAUAAUAGAAACACUUACCGAAGCAGCUGACGAGGCAAAGACCAAGAAUCUUUCAGUAAGGAACUACGCUCUUGAAGCACUUUGGUUAUGGAGACAGGGUCAAGAAUCAAAGGAAGAGGAAGAAAAGAAAGUUUAA
[Candida] anglica is the source of this 1344-nucleotide messenger RNA. Lineage: Eukaryota; Fungi; Ascomycota; Pichiomycetes; Serinales; Debaryomycetaceae. The record is from the annotation of a GenBank genome assembly.